UUGCAUUGCAAUUUGUGGUAUAAAUACUCUGAGAUACGCUUUAACGGAGUAACAAUUCUAACGACUACCCCCUUAUAUACACUCACAACAGUCCUUCUAAUAAAAGACAAUGUUCAAGAUAUUUGUCGUCGCCUGUCUAAUUGCACUAUCGAAUGCUCAUUUAAAUCAUGGACCAACAAUAAUAAAUCCUCCAAAUUACGGACUAUACCCAGGAGGAUAUCAAGUUCGGGAAAAUGGUUUAGGAAUUCACGGCGACGCCAAUUAUUUGAAUUCUCAUAAUCCUGGAUUAAUAUCAGCGCAUGGACGUCCAGUUAUCGGAGCAAUUCAACCAUUGGGCCACACUGGUUACGCUUAUGCGCCGGCUGCGAAAAAUUUCGCAUUAAAUCAAGCACAACUUGUUCAACGUGCUAAUCCUCACGCCUAUGCACUUCAAACUGGUCAAAUUACGCAUUUAGGUCAAGUUGGACAUUUGGGUCACUUGGGACAAGUGGGACAUUUGGGACAUUUAGGACAAGUUGGUCACUUAGGUCAUGUGGGCCAAGUGGGACAUUUGGGACAUUUAGGACAAGUUGGUCACUUGGGUCAUGUGGGACAAGUAGGACAUUUGGGACAUUUAGGUCAAGUGGGAAAUGUAGGUCAUUUAGGUCAAUUGGGACAUUUAGGUCACGGUGGUCACGCUGGAGGAAAUUUCGUUGUCCCGCCGAGUGUCACAUUUUCGCAAAAUGCCCCGCAGAGAAUUGCCCCCAUUGGACACGUUUCGAAUUCCGUUCGAAUUCCUUAUUCAUAUCCGGUAAUUAAUGCCCCACAUCCGGUUUCCCACGGCGAUGCCCAGCAAAUUUCCUCCCCCGCUCAUGGCUGGUAAAUAAUUGAGAAUAAAUUUUUCAAAAAUUUAUUUUUUCUCCAUCCUCAUUUUUCAUUUGAAUUUUGCUCCAUUUGAAAAUUUACUUUUCAAAAAAAUCAAAAUUUUUACCUUUUCGAAUUUUUA
Molecule: messenger RNA, 985 nt
Organism: Leptopilina heterotoma
Lineage: Eukaryota; Metazoa; Arthropoda; Insecta; Hymenoptera; Figitidae
Exons: 2
Coding region: 110-862 (250 amino acids)
Source: RefSeq, a predicted model, not a curated record